GCUUCUUGCUGCUCAUUUCACACUUCACUCAGCCCUACCGUGCAUCCGGUCUGCAUGGACAACAUGAACUCGUUUGUGGAAUACUCCAUUUGUAAUCGACCGGGGACCGGCGCUUAUUCUGCGCCUAAAUCUGGAUACCACCACCACCAUCAUCUGCAUCCUCAUCAUCAUCCUUCUCUGGAUCAGCAUCAGGGCUUCCCCGUGACCUCCGGCUCUUUCCAUACUGGACCCACCGGCUCUCCAUCUGCCGUUAACGGGACGAGAAGUGACAACAGCGUCGGGGGAGCGAGUUACACCGGGGAUGAGCGGCUGUACGGGGGCUCUGGAGGUGGAGGAGCGCACGGGACCACAGGAGCACACCAGCAUCAACAGCAUCCUCAUCAUCCUGAGCAACAACAUCAUCAGCAGACGCACAACGGCUACCAUCAUCAUCCGCACCUUCACCAAACCCAAAGCUUACAAAGCGGAACACUGUCUGCCUAUAAUGCCGGGAAUAGCGGCAGCAGCGGGGCCUAUGCGGGUCAGGCGUGCGCCACAAACUCGGAGUAUAUUAACGCGAUAGGCCCUCCCAACACCGUUCACCCCCAGUAUUUCAUGGAGGAGUCUGUAGCCUCCACCUACUAUCAUCAAUCAACCUUCCCCAGCUCGGCCCCCACCGUCGGCCCCAGCUACGGGGCCCUAGCUGGGGCCUACUGCGGGCCUCAGGGCGCUCUGGCCGGGUCACAGUACCCGCAGCAGCUUGGCGGGGGUCUGGACGCAGCGGGCUACCUGGGGCUUCCACACGGGGGAGGUUACGGUGAGCUACCGGUCUCCCAGGACCGUGAGAGGGGGGAUGAGGAGGGCCAGCAGGCCGGGCAGGGGCAGACCUUCGACUGGAUGAAGGUGAAGAGGAAUCCGCCUAAAACAGUCAAGGUGUCGGACUUCGGCCUCGCGGGCGCACACAACAACGCCAUGCGCACCAACUUCAGCACGCGGCAGCUCACGGAGCUGGAGAAGGAGUUCCACUUCAGCAAGUACCUGACGCGGGCGCGGCGCGUGGAGAUCGCCGCUACGCUCGAGCUCAACGAGACGCAGGUUAAAAUCUGGUUCCAGAACAGGCGCAUGAAGCAGAAGAAGCGCGAGCGGGAAGGCGCCUCCGCCACGGCGCGCUCCGGUACCGACAGCGGCUUCAACAAGGACUUGGAGGACACCGAUCAGUCCUCCGCGUCCACGUCUCCAGGCGCGUCCCCGAGCUCGGAGACGUAGUCAGCGCGAGCGACGUGACUGGUUCUGCAGAAGUGUCACUUAGGGGAAACAGGUGGCAUACUGUCUUGUACUACUGCUUAGUGAUGCACUAUGGAAUGCAUUCUGCAUCUACUUCUGCUUUGGUCACUGACUUCCUACAUGUCCCAGAAUUCCUUUUGAAAACCCACCCAGUACCUGAACUUUUGCAUUCAAUGAGUUUCACAGAAAACCUUUCUUGCAAGUUGCUGCUUGGUCAGGUGUUUUUAUAGAAAAUAAAAACGGGUUUCAGUGACUUAAUAAGACGUCAAAAAGCAAUAGAGCUUGAUGAUAAUGAUGAUGAUGAUGAUGAUGAUGAGGAUGAUGAUGAUAAUGAUGGGAUGCACUUUGCCAUCUUUAUAUGAUGUCUGAUAUACAGGGUUUCACUGGAAAUGGGUUAUUUAAGUUGGAUAAUACAUACUAUCUGCUGAUAUUUUGUUGUGUUUUUUUCUACAUUUUGUCACUUGAAAAAGUAAAUGUUAUAAUAGUAUUUUUGCCACAGUUUUUGUAAAAAAAAGCCCAAACAUUUAGAUCAUUAUGGGGCACCUACAACUCCACUGAAAGCCUUCAUGAUUGAAGUCAAUGGAAAGGAACUCAGGAAUACACAACUGUGUUGACAUGACAAUUCAACAUACAAAACUCUUUUUUUUAAUUAUGCAAAAUAUGACAAGCUGUGGUCCAUCUUUACCCCACAUACCAGUCUAACUAAAUGAGCCUUAUGAUCAGGAAUACAGGGAGCCUCUGAUGGCAAAACACACUGUCUUAUCUGGCUCUAGCUAGUUUUCUUCCACUUUUAAAACCUUUAAUGUUGUUUUGUUUGUUAAUGUUUUAAGUGUUGUACUCUGUGUAUGUCUCACCCCAUGCAGCUCUGGUCUUUGCACUAUGUGACUACAGGGUACAUUUUCAGACAAAUUGCUCAAAUACAUUGCUCCUUUCAGUUUUUAUGAAUGAUGACAAAGACUGUAACCUGUAACACUUUUACAGUCUGAUCUACAGGAUUGUGUCUUGAACAUGUUAGUUAGACUCAGGGGCUAAUAUGGUGUGUGUGUGUGUGUGUGUGUGUGUGUGUGUGUGUGUGUGUGUGUGUGUGAGGGUUAGUGAUCACUGAAAAAAGGGGAAAAAAAGUGCUAAAGCCUGUACGACACACGUCGGCUUGCUGAAAGGGAAAAGUGUGGAAAUGGUAUUUUACUGCCUGCCCUUCCCCCAUUAAAAUAAAUUAUUGGAUGCAUUUUAUGUUAUUGAUUAUAUAUAAUGGGAAAACAGUGAGUAUGUCAAGGGGACGUUUCCCUGUGGACAUCUUU
Molecule: messenger RNA, 2561 nt
Organism: Sander lucioperca (pikeperch)
Lineage: Eukaryota; Metazoa; Chordata; Actinopteri; Perciformes; Percidae
Gene: hoxb1a
Product: homeobox B1a
Exons: 2
Coding region: 55-1245 (396 amino acids)
Biological process (GO): regulation of transcription by RNA polymerase II
Cellular component (GO): nucleus
Molecular function (GO): DNA-binding transcription factor activity, RNA polymerase II-specific; RNA polymerase II cis-regulatory region sequence-specific DNA binding
Source: RefSeq, a predicted model, not a curated record